Nematocida ausubeli is the source of this 600-nucleotide messenger RNA. RefSeq names its product ribosomal RNA large subunit methyltransferase J. Gene Ontology annotation, cellular component: cytoplasm. The record is from RefSeq and is a predicted model, not a curated record. Lineage: Eukaryota; Fungi; Microsporidia. The transcript has a single exon. Gene Ontology annotation, molecular function: tRNA methyltransferase activity. Gene Ontology annotation, biological process: tRNA methylation; cytoplasmic translation.
UUGCUAAUUAAUUUUAUGCAGAGGGAUAUUCAUUACAGAAAAGCAAAGAGUGAAGGGUACAGGGCAAGAAGUGCAUAUAAAUUACUGGAAAUAAUUGAGGAAUAUAAUGUCUUAGUGGGUGUCUCCACAGUAAUUGACUUAUGUGCUGCGCCUGGGAGCUGGAGCCAAGUCAUCAAGGAAAGACUGCCAGACGCGAAAUUGCUCUCUGUGGACUUGCAGGAUAUUGAGCCCAUCUCAGAUGCAAUUAUCCUGAAGGGCGACAUAACAGCAGAUUCUACUAUUUCCCAGAUAAAAGAUGCUUUUAAGCAGAAGGUAGACUUAAUCUUAUGCGACGGUGCCCCAGAAGUCACAGGCCUGCAUGACUUAGAUGAGUACUUCCAUUCCUCCUUGAUACAGGCAUCCUGCCGUCUGUCAAGCCAGCUUCUUUCUCCUGCUGGGUGUUUCAUCACAAAAGUCUUCACUGGUGACUCUCCGAAUAUUCUGAUGGAAGACCUUAAAGAAUACUUUAUGGACGUGAUAAUUGUAAAACCAAAAAGUAGCAGAAUAAAAAGUAAAGAAGCCUUUGCAAUAUGCCACAAAAUAAAGAGCAUGCAGGAAUAG